Lachancea mirantina is the source of this 204-nucleotide messenger RNA. The record is from the annotation of a GenBank genome assembly. Lineage: Eukaryota; Fungi; Ascomycota; Saccharomycetes; Saccharomycetales; Saccharomycetaceae.
AUGGACACCAAGACCCCAGUUACUCUAGCUAAAGUCAUCAAAGUUCUAGGCCGUACCGGUUCUCGUGGUGGUGUUACCCAAGUCCGUGUUGAGUUCUUGGACGACACCUCCCGUACCAUUGUCAGAAACGUCAAGGGUCCAGUCAGAGAGAACGACAUCUUGGUGUUGAUGGAGUCUGAGCGUGAGGCUCGUCGUUUGAGAUAA